GCACAAUAGCGCGCUGGUGCACCUCCAUGCGCACACAUUCGCCGAGCGGAGUCUAAACUCGGUCAGGUCUGGCUUUAGUCAAUUUUCCGCCUUUAAGACGUCGUUUUGAGGAAUCUACGUUCUGGGAAAUACUCGCAGCUUCCCGUUUCCACACAAGGGAGUGAGAGAGAUACUGUUUUUUCUUUCUUCAAAUGGGAGUUACAUGCGCGCUUGAAACUUUGGCUCACUUUUCUAAUCAGUGACUGUCGUUUCGCUCGAAACAUGCCGGAGCGGCUGAGCAUUUCGGACUUUGUGGUCCUGACAAACGAGGAUCUGUCUUCCUCGGGGACUUCCAGCUUCCAGUCCAAAAUGAGUGACUGUCGGAACACGGUUUCAAACGUGGAAGAGUCUAUGGAGAUGGACCACACAACUCUGCAGAGGAUGAAGAAGAUGAUCAAAGCUAUACACACCUCUGGACUCUCACAUGUGGACAACAAGGAGCAGUAUAUCGAGGUGCUGGAGAACCUGGGGAACAGCCACCUGACCCAGGACAACAACGAAGUCUCCACAGGCUUCCUGAACUUGGCAGUGUUCACCAGAGAGGUCACUGCCCUCUUCAAGAAUCUGGUGCAAAACCUCAACAACAUCAUGGCAUUUCCUCUGGAAAAUGUGCUGAAGACAGAACUGCGGGACACCAGACUAGAGCUCAAGAAAAAUAUGGAGAAGAGUUGGAAGGAUUACGACGUGAAAAUCGGGAAGCUUGAGAAGGAGAGGAAGGAGAAGACCAGGCAGCUGGGUCUGAUCAGGACUGAGGGAUCAGAUGGAGGGGAGGACAUGGAGAGAGAGAGGAGGAUCUUCCAGCUGCAGAUGUGUGAGUACCUUUUGAAGAUGCAGGAGCUGAAGGUGCGUCAGGGCCCUGAUCUUCUCCAGAGCCUCAUUAAAUAUUUCCAAGCCCAGCUCAGUUUCUUCCAGGAUGGGCUGAAAGCUGCAGAGAAUCUUGCUCCCUUCAUCGAGAAGCUUGCUUCUUCCAUUCACACGGUGCGCGUGGACCAGGACGAGGAAGUAAAACAGCUCACUCAGUUAAGGGAUUCUCUCAGAUUACUUCUGCAAGUGGAGGGGAAAGAGGAGUACCUGAACAGGAAAAACUCUGGCAACGGGUACAGCAUCCACCAGCCACAAGGAAACAAGAAGUAUGGGACGGAGAAAUCUGGCUUCCUGCUCAAGAAAAGUGAUGGGAUCAGGAAAGUUUGGCAGAAGAGAAAGUGUGGAGUCAAAUUUGGCUGCCUGACCAUUUCCCACAGUACGAUCAAUCGACCUCCAGCCAAGCUGAACCUUCUGACCUGUCAGGUGCGACCGAACCCAGAGGACAGGAGAACCUUUGACCUGGUCACUCAUAACCGGACGUAUCAUUUCCAAGCUGAAGAUGAGCAGGAAUGUUUGAUUUGGGUGUCAGUGCUGCAGAACAGUAAAGAGGAGGCCUUGAACACAGCUUUGGGAGGAGAUCAGCUUCACCUCCAGGACAGCGGGCUCCAGGAACUAUCCCGUGCCAUUAUCGCUGAGCUUCGACACAUGCCCGGCAAUGAGGCCUGUGCAGACUGUGGAGCUCCAGAUCCAACGUGGCUGUCCACCAAUCUGGGCAUCCUGACCUGCAUCGAGUGCUCUGGUAUCCACAGAGAACUGGGAGUCCACUACUCCAGGAUUCAGUCUCUUACUCUGGACCUGCUGAGCACCUCUGAACUACUGUUGGCUGUCAGUAUUGGAAACACCAGAUUCAAUGACAUCAUGGAGGCAGGCCUGCCGAAUGACUCUGUCAAACCGUUGCCACAAAGUGACAUGAAUGCCAGGAAGGAGUACAUUGUGGCAAAAUACGCUGAACGUCGGUACGUCCUUCGUAGAGAAGAAGCGAAUCCAGGCCGGCUGUAUGACGCCGUGAGGAGCCGCGACAUCACUUCCCUUCUGCAGCUCUAUGCCGAGGGAGCAGACCUGACCAGACCGGUCACACUCCCCGAAGGACAGGGGAUCAAAGAGACGGCUCUUCAUCUUGCAGUGCGUCUGGAGGAAAGAAGCUCCCUGGCGCUGGUGGAUUUCCUCUGUCAGAACAGCAACUGUCUGGAGAAGAGAACAGCGGAAGGGAAUACAGCUCUUCAUUACAGCGUCCUUCAUCACAAGCCAGAAUCUCUCAAGUUACUGCUCAAGGCAAAGGCAGCCUUUCACACAGUGAACUCAGGAGGAGAGUCGGCUCUGGAUGUUGCCAAGAGGCUGCAACACACACAAUGCAUCGAGCUGUUGGAGCUCGCCCAGAGUGGGAAGUUUAACUCUCAGAUCCAUGUGGAGUUCAUGUGGGAGACACAGUCCCAGGAGUUCUAUGACAGCGAGGAUGACCUGGAUGAGAGGGUGAGCCCUUUACCCAAAAACCGUUCUCCUCCAUCCUCGAAUGGAGGUGGUGGAUCUGGCUUUGCCCGCUGGAGUGGGAAUAAUGGUGCCAGUCCUGGCAGCAGGCCUUGUCAGACUUAUGAGAAUCUAGACUUCCUAUAUGGAAGUCCUCCUGGCAAUAGUGCCCCCUCUGGAGCCUCAAUGCCACCACCACUGCCAGCUAAAUCCAUCCAGAGAGGUCGCUCAGACCCCCAGAUUUCAAUCACAGCACAGGAAGGAAACCCUCUUCCACGACGCUGCUCUAACUCGGUCUCCCACUCGUCCAGUCCCAAGUCGCAGGCAAGACACAGCACACAUUCACCCAGUACAGACCACCAAGCUGGGAGAGCCCCGAAGUCUCCCCAUGGACAGGGAAGUCUGCUCAAGUCACAGAGGCAGACGUGGGAGGGCCAACCUAGUGCUAGUUCAGGGUCUCAGAAUCACAUCGGACCCGUCAGUUCAGAGAAGACAACGUCAUACCGUCGAACCAGCAGUGGAGGAGGCAGCCAGGGAAAGUGUGGCGUUUUGUCUCCGAGCUGUGUGGGCAGCCAGGAGGAGCUUUACUGCAGCUUAGUUGGGAAUAGUACUAGCCUGACCCUGGCCCCCGCUCCCGCACCUUCAUCCUCACCUGCCGUGACCUGUGCACCGCGACCCCGCAGGAACGCUAUGGUUUCUGGCAGUAGGCCACAUCAGAAGCGUGUCAAGGCUUUGGUGGACUGUAGAGCAGUCAGCUCCGAGCAGCUCGCCUUUUUUAAAGAUGAAAUCAUUGUGGUCACGGCCACUAAUGACCCCCACUGGUGGGUUGGCCACAUAGAGGGGGAGCCAUCCAGGAACGGCACCUUCCCUGUCAACUAUGUACACAAACUGACAGACUGAAGGGAAUGUACUUCAGAACAGUGGAACUGAAUCAUGUCAACCAUGGAAGAUUCUCAUCACAAAGUGGAAUUUCUCUACAAAGGAGGACAGUGUUAUUUUCAUGGAACUAACUCAAACCAGAAGGAUGGAGCAAACAGAGAAUAUUUCCACAUGAGGAUGUACUGGCCAAGGGACACCUGAAGAUGUAAAUGAUGCUGGUUAUGGGGGUUUAUCCCCCUUUUAACAUUUCCUAAUCCUAGAAGCCAACAAAGAAACUGAAAACCAUAAAGACUUUUAGCUCUGAACCACUAUUGAACGUUACAAAGGUAAAAAGCAUAGACGGUAGAAUCUGCUCUUAAUUCCAUUGAACUAUUAAUCACACGUUUGUGCAGCAGAUGCUGAAGUUUGUCUAUAUUAAUCUAGGAUUUGUACAUAGAGGCAAAACUUACCUGCAGGGCAAAACCCUUUAAGGCACUUUAAUCAGAAGAAAUCUUCUGAAGAGUUGGCAGAGCUGCUUUUUGUUCUCAGUGGAAAGUCUGUAGUCCUUUAAGUCACAGGAUACCGAGACUAAGAUAUGUGCUUCAAACGUGCCCAGUGUCUGCUGAGGCCUGCCUGCCCGUCCUGGGACAUGCCUGCCAGUCUGUCUACAACAAAAGCGGCAGGCGUCUGGGCAGCCCAAAGAGAGAUCUGAAACUUAAGCUCAGCCAUUUAGACUCUGGGCAUAGCUCACAGGCUGCACGGAGAGUGGAGGAUCCAAUUUCUUCUGGCUCCAGGCAACAAUCUCUGGAGAACCUGGAAUAAUGGUGGUGUUGGGCAAAAAAAUAAAAAGACUCUUUCUGUCCUACCAGGAAAUGGCACUUAAAGAGGGCUUGUUAGUAACAGCACCCCGCUGCAGUAAUUUGUUCAGUGAACGCACGCUCACGCUGUAGUGCCACGUUUCGCACCAGAUAUACACAAGCACACUUGCACUUAAUGUAGACACACAAACCUUUAAAAAAGAAAGCAGAGCUGGGAGCGAGAGAGGUGUCACUGUUCAACUUGUUAUACCAGAGAAAAAAAAUUUACAAAAUGUAACGCCUUUCACAGUUAUUCCAUCAGAUUUGUUGUACAUACUUAUCGCAAAUUGAUAUAUACUCAUGUACAGUAUAUAUCACUUGUGUCCUCAUCUGUUGUGCAUCAUAUAGGACUGUAUCAUUACAGAUGGUGUUAUUUCAUGUCAUUGAUGCCAUAUGCCCUCUUUGCUGUUUUAGUUUUAGUUGUCUAAAUGGCUGUCAGACAGAAAAGAGAACAGACAGUUGGAUAAUGUCUGACUAAACUAAAAAAAUCACCUACAGUGUUGAACAAAAACGGGCAGGUUUACUUCCUUGUAAACAAACCGGUCAAACCUGUUUCCUUGCCACUGUUUCUGCUGGUAUUGUUACAGUAUUGAUGUUUAAGAGGAUGUCAUUAGACUACAACUGUAAGUACGAGCUUAUUUCAUUCAGUAUAUUUGUAGCAUACUCAUUAAACAUGCUGAAUUAAAAUCAAUUUUGUCUUUUA
Amphiprion ocellaris (clown anemonefish) is the source of this 4785-nucleotide messenger RNA. RefSeq names its product ArfGAP with SH3 domain, ankyrin repeat and PH domain 3 (gene asap3). Gene Ontology annotation, molecular function: protein binding; GTPase activator activity. Bases 262 to 3267 code for a protein of 1001 amino acids. Gene Ontology annotation, biological process: positive regulation of GTPase activity. Gene Ontology annotation, cellular component: cytoplasm. Lineage: Eukaryota; Metazoa; Chordata; Actinopteri; Pomacentridae. The record is from RefSeq and is a predicted model, not a curated record. The transcript has 26 exons.